Molecule: messenger RNA, 861 nt
Organism: Aureobasidium vineae
Lineage: Eukaryota; Fungi; Ascomycota; Dothideomycetes; Dothideales; Saccotheciaceae
Source: the annotation of a GenBank genome assembly
AUGGCCGCCGUCAUGAACACUCCCAGCCAUCCGCGAUUUGAUGCCUCCUUUGGCGCAGGCGGUCUACGCGGUCCUUACCUCACUCCUGAUCCGCCAUCAAUGGCCGACCAGCUUCCUAGCAUCAAGUUUGGUUUCGAUGAUUUGCGCGACCGCAUGGCUCGUUUCACCCAGCGAUUCGACGACUUCAUCGAGCACGGUCGGAAGCGCGUACUCGAGGAGCGCAAUCAUUUCCGCAUCAACAUGUCUGAGGUUCAAGGUCGGUCAUUCCAUACCAUAACGACUGCUCGGUUCAGCAUACUGACGGUGCUACANGAAUCUCAGAGAUCACGACGCAGAGAGCUCGAAGACAUGUCCAACAAAUCCAUCGCACACCAGAAUACUCUAGCCAAGGAAGCACAAGAGCAUGAAGAAAUGCAACAACAAAUCGAAGAGCUCGACCUCCAGCGCCAGAACCACGAAGCUCAUCGCGACGACCUCCGCUCUCAAGUCUCAUCACUACAAAAGGCCAUCAACACCCGCCGACAGGCCCAACAUCAUCACCAGCGACAACUAGACAACCAAGCACGUCACAACCGACCCGAGCUGCAGUUUUGGGAGUCCCAUCUCUGCAUGCGCAUCGAGGGUUUGGGCAUCGAUGACAGGAUCAAGUUUGUCUACACACAUGUGGAUGAGAGGGAUUGGGACCGUCAGUGCGCAUUCGAGCUGAACAUGGAGACAAAAGACUACCAAGUUGUAGCGGUGGAACCCGCAUUGGAUGAUGAGGCCGUCGAUGCGGUUGUUGAGCGAUUGAAUGAGACGAGGGAUUUGGCUGCUUUCCUCAAGGCCAUGCGUGCCUUGUUUACUGCCUCUAUCAGGCACUGA